This is a messenger RNA of Musa acuminata AAA Group (dessert banana), 3657 nucleotides long. RefSeq names its product UDP-glycosyltransferase 73C6-like. The transcript is spliced from 7 exons. Gene Ontology annotation, molecular function: UDP-glucosyltransferase activity. The record is from RefSeq and is a predicted model, not a curated record. NCBI's taxonomy places the organism in Eukaryota, Viridiplantae, Streptophyta, Magnoliopsida, Zingiberales, Musaceae. The coding region runs from base 2051 to 3535 and encodes 494 amino acids.
GUUUAGUUCCUGUCUCGCCGCCCCUCAUCGAGGAAAGUACUCGAGGGCACAAGUGGAAGCGACUUCUUGAAGGUGGAGCGGUUCCUCGAAGACCGCGCCGACCCUUUUCCUUCUCCCUACCAACGACAUCGUAGCCCAUUCUCCGCCUCGAUGGAUUCAAGGGGAGAGGAGGCCGGCGUGAAUCCGGCUGUCGGGAGACGCGCGGACAUCCACGAACUCUUCUGCCAUUACAACUCCCUCGGCUCCUGUGCACUCUCCUGGGCCUCCUCCUCCCCUUACCCCAGCUAUGCUGCCGACUGUCAAUAUUAUGAUGGUGGUGGUUGUGAGAUACACCUGUCUGAGCUGUUGUUGAAGACCCACACUGCUUCUGAUCUUAAAAACGUUUUACUAGAUGAGAUGAUUCAUGCUUUCCUCUGGAUUGAGUAUACCAACAAGGAUCACAGUGACCAUGGUCCAAGUUUCCAGGAUAUGAUGAAUUCAAUAAACACCAACUCAGAGACUGACAUGGCGAUACAACAUCACGAUCGAUCAUGAGUUUCAGAAGGACCAUAAUGAUGACAGAGUUCGCCAGUGGAUUUGUGAACUGUGUGGUAAGGUAAUCUUGUCAACCACAAAUAGAGGACGUUCAGAGGAUGCAUUGAAAAUGUGGGCCCUGAUGGAUUUUGUGACAACCCAUUAUGUCACUGGCAUAGUUAGUUACUUCAGGUUUCUGCCAUAACAAGCAGUGCAGUGGUAGAAAAGUAACCCAGAAAAGCAGUGCACUGUGGCAGCAGGAGGUCGGAAAUGAACAAAAAAGCAUGCUUCCGAGAAGCAUGUUUCUACUCACUCAAAAAGAAUAAAGGUGGCAAGAUGUGACAACAAAUGCACAGUCGUAAUUGAAUGGUUGAGCUUAUUCGAAGAAGAUGAGGAAGCUGAAGAUGACUCAAAACUUCUGGUAAAUAAAAGGUCAGAGAGGAGGAAAAAGCCAAAACUUCUGACUGGUAUUAUUAUGGAUCGACAUGCACAAACUGAGGCUAUCUAUCAUGCCACCACCUCUCAGAUGGGUUGUAGCAGAGAUGAUAGAGAUAAACAUGCUAUAGAUGAGCAAGAGAGACAUCUGGUUUCGAUCAAUGAUCAUCAAACAGGGAACCUUGUAAUACAUACUAAAGACUCGCAUACCAUCAAAGCUGCAUCUAGAGAUGAUCGGUUGCCUUCCCAACCGGCUGAUGAUGAUAACAUGAACCCAGAACGUACUGCAACUGGGUGUAUGGAUGUUAAGAUGUGUCAGACUUGUGUGAAUGUGUUCUUCCUUCAAAACGGCAGGUUAUUGUGGAUACCUCGGAUAAUGGAAAGGCUCUUCUUUCUUAAUUCACUCUCCUGGUACAUGCUUUACCACAAAGAGGAUGAAGGGGCAUUUUUUGAUUGGCCAAUCUAAUUAUCAAGGCAGCCAAUCUUGGGCAAACCUUUUCCAUAGGUUUUUGUCAUAUACAUGUAUUUCCUUAGUAUUCUGGGAGUUCCUGAUGGCGCAAAUUGGAAUUUGUGGUAUGUCCUUCGUCCCUCCCUUCUCAUAUCUCAACUUUUAUUCUCAGGAUGAUUAACUAGUUAGAUCAGUGUCAACUGUGUGAAAUUAUCUCCUUCCAUCUGUAGGUCUUAGAACUAUAGGUAAUUUGCUUGUCAUAAUGUGCUUUGAACAUUUGAACAAAGCAUCCCUUGCAGCAUUCUUACGCCAAAACCACACAAAUGUUUUCCUUGUUCAAUGUGCUUUGACUCGUUCCAUUAUUGUACCAAGUUCUGCUGCAAAAUUCUAUAUCUUCAGUGUCUCCAAAUUGAGAUUUGUAGCAAUUGCGGAGUUGUUUGUUUCGAGCCCUGUGGUGUCCAGUGUGUGGACACAUCGCAUCGGACAUCGUUUUCGUCAUUGAUGAGCGCAGAAAUUUCGGAUGCAUUGUGUUGAUGUUGUUGACUUCCUCAGGAAAAGACAAACAAUGCUUUGUGCGAGUUCCAAGCUCAGCGCAGCGACUGCCACAAGCGGUGUCUUUACGUCUCGCUGCUCGGAAUACCCAACCAACCGGCGAUGAGCUACGGCACCCGGAAACCCCACUUCGUCUUGGUUCCUCUCUUUGCCCAAGGCCACAUGAUCCCCAUGAUCGACCUGGCUCGUCUUCUCGCGCUCCGCGGGAUGGUCGUCAGCGUCGUGACCACCCCCCGCAACACCGCCCGGUUCAAGGCCAUGAUCGAUCGUGCAAACGCGGCCGGCCUGCUGAUUCGAUUUGCGGAGCUUCGGUUCCCCUGUGCCGAAGUUGGGUUGUCGGAGGGCUGCGAGAACGUCGACCUCCUCCCGUCAGAGGAGCUCGCCAGAAACUUCUUUGCGGGGUUGAACAUGCUGCGAGAGCCUUUGUUGGUCUACCUCCGUCAGCAGUGGCCGAAGCCAAGCUGCAUCAUCUCCGACUCAUGCACCCCGUGGACGAGGGAGGUCGCUCGAGAGCUGCGCGUACCUCGAUUGGUAUUCCACGGGCCCUCCUGCUUCUUCCUCUUGUGCACUCAUAACGUGAGCAAGCACAAGUCCGGUGGCAAUUUAGCCGAUGCAUUCGAGCCCUUCCUCGUGCCCGGCUUUCCUCACAAGCUGGAGGUGGUGAGAGCCCAAUCUUUGAAGUUCUUCGACUAUCCAGGAUGGGAGAAGCUUCGCGACGAGGCGGCGGAGGCUGAAGCCAGCGCCGAUGGGUUGGUGAUAAACAGCUUCCGCGAACUGGAGGCCGCCUACAUCGAUAGCUACCAGAAGGCGCUCGAGAAGAAGGUUUGGGCAGUAGGACCGGUCUGCCUCUCCAACAACGAGACCGGUGACGAGGUUGCGAGAGGGAACAAUACGAACGUCGACGAGAACCAGAUUAGGAACUGGCUGGACGCCAAGGAGACGGGGUCCGUCAUCUACGUUAGCUUCGGAAGCAUCGCGAGCCACAGCUCUUCUCAUCUGAUCGAGAUAGGACUCGGCCUGGAGGCGUCGAAGAGGCCAUUCAUCUGGGUGAUCAAGGAGAAAGAGAUGUCGCCGGAGGUGGCGAGCUGGCUAUCGGAGGGGUUCGAAGAGAGAACGAGCUGGAGGGGCCUGAUUCUGAAGGGGUGGGCGCCGCAGAUGCUGAUCCUGUCACACCCCUCCGUGGGAGGAUUCAUGACGCACUGCGGUUGGAACUCGACGCUGGAGGCGGUGUCGGUCGGAGUGCCGAUGAUAACAUGGCCGCACUUCGCCGACCAGUUCCUCAACGAGAAGCUGGUAGUGGAAGUUUUGCGGAUCGGCGUGGCGCUCAAGAUCAACAUGUCCAUUCCUCGUAUUACCGGUGAUUCCGAAGGUCUGAUCACUCGGGAGGAAGUGGAGAAGGCGGUCUCGGAGCUGCUGGAUGGAGGAGCGGAAGGAGAAGAGAGGAGGAAGAGGGCCAAGGAGCUGGGGGAGAAGGCGAAGAAGGCAAUGGAAGGAGGCCAGUCGUGCGAAGAUUUGACGCUCAUGAUCCGACAUGUUCUGGAGGUGGCAGAGGAGGGGAGGGUUCCGGUGCACAGGAGCUCAAGUUAGUUAUCUUAUCGAAACUCAAGUGAGGGAUGACGUUCGAGUGCAGACAUUGGACUCCAGGACUUGAUUUUUAUAAACUUUUUUUAUUUAAAAAUUAAAAUAAAUGGGUGCUUAUUACUCUUUGA